CUGCAGAAAGUGUGUCCGUCUCCGGAGCUCAUGUCCCGGGUCCCACUGUCAGGAUGAUGGAACCAAGCGUGAACCACAAGGCCGAGAGAAGAGAGCAGCUCCAGGCCGACGACUCAGCACGACUCAGCACUUUACCACACUCACAGCAUUCCAGCAUGGAGGAGAGAGAGCACCUCCAGGUCUUCCUCCGAAUCCGACCCUUCACCUCAGCAGAGAGAAGCAGCGGAGAGCCGCUGGAUUGUGUUUCCAUCGAGUCUCCUGACGCGGUCCUGCUGAAGCCUCCAUGCCUGUCGCUCUCGGCGAGCGUAGACAAAUCCCUGCCACAGACUGGACAACGCUUCCAGUUCUCUCAGGUGUACGCUCCUGAGACGACGCAGAGAGAGCUGUUUGAAGGCUCAGUGAAGACCUUGGUGAAAAAUGUUCUUGAAGGAGAAAACUCGCUGGUGUUCACUUACGGAGUCACCAACGCUGGGAAGACCUUCACCUUCUUAGGUCCAGAUACUGAUGCAGGGAUCCUGCCCAGGUCUCUGAACGUCAUGUUCAGUAGCAUCGACAAGCAGGUUUUCGCCGGGACGACCAUCAAACCUCAUCACUGCAGAGGUUUCACAGGACUCAGCACAGAGCAGCAGGCGGAGGAGGCCAUGUUCAAGAGGAACCUCUUCAGGCAGCUGAAAGAAAGUGACCGGAGCAAUGCCAGCCUGCUGAACUCGACCGACAAGACGCUCACUGAAGGUGCCUCCAUCCUCGGGACGCCUGUGGCUGCAGAGGACAAAAUCAGCCUGGAUGUGCAAACGCAGGCUCAGUUCUCUGUGUGGGUUUCCUUCUGUGAAAUCUACAAUGAGAACAUUCACGACCUCCUGGAGGUGGUCUCCAGCGGGACCCUGAGGAGGACGGUGCUGCGCCUGUCACAGGAUGUCGGGGGCAAUGCCUUUGUCAAAGAUCUGCGCUGGGUUCAGGUCAACAGUGCAGAAGAGGCGUACACGGUGAUGAAGCUGGGGAAGAGGAACCAGAGCUUCUCCUCCACCCGACUCAACCACCUGUCCAGCCGGAGUCACAGUAUUUUCACAGUUCGCAUUUUGAGGGUUGACGCUAUUGGGACGGUGCCCAUAGUCAGCGAGUUGUGUCUGUGUGACCUCGCCGGCUCGGAGAGAUGCGCCAAGACUCAGAAUAAAGGAGAGCGUCUGAAAGAAGCUGGAAACAUCAACACGUCUCUGCUCAUCCUGGGGAAAUGCAUCAAUGCUCUGAGGCACAAUCAGCAGGCCAAGCUGCUUCAGCAUGUUCCCUUCAGAGAGAGCAAGCUGACCCACUACCUGCAGGGCUUCUUCUGUGGCCAAGGAAAAGUCUGCAUGAUAGUCAACAUCAACCCGUGCGCCUCCAUGUACGACGAGACCCUCAACGUCCUCAAGUUCUCUGCCGUGGCACAGAAGGUUGUAGUCCUGUCCACAAGGCGUCUUGCCUCUAAACCGCAGAGGUCGGCCUGUGACGUGCCCUUCGGCGGCGGCGGUGCCGAGAGGAAGACUCCUCCCAGUAGGAGGAGCUCUCUGAGCGACUGGGAGAGGAGCCUGGAGGAUGUGAAGGAGGAAGUGGACGGAGAGUACGAGGAAGGAAACAGCCUGAUGGAGGAAACUAUGGACCAGACCGGGAAUGGAGACGAUGGUGAAAUCCUCACCAGCAAACAGACGCAUCAGCAGCAGGUGGCGCUGCUGAGGCAGCUGCAGAUUGAGCUGAAGCAGGAGCGAGCGGCGGGUUUCCUCACCGAGGCGCGAGUGAGAGAGGAAAUCAGCAGAGAGUUCUCUGACCUUUUCUCAGAGAUGCAGAUCGACUUCAAUGAGCGCUUGGUGAGGGAGAGAGAAAUCUUGGAGGAGCGAGCAGACCGGAGGCUGGAGAUCUUUAAGAACCUCGUUGACAAGAUGACCAAAGCUGGAACCGGUCAGGAGGCAGAAGACAUGGACAAAUCUCUAGACUCCUCCGACCUGACAGCAGGUCAGAGUCUGGGCUCCGGGGAAUCAGGAGCCGUGCAGGAGCUGCACGAGCACCAGAAGAAAGUCCAAGAGCAGGAAGCUCAUAAACACAAAGGCGAAAGCAACGAAGAGGACGAGGCGACAAUGACGCUUCUCUCUCAGCUCCAGGAGAAGUCGUCAGAAGUUUCCCGGCUGGAGAAGCAGGUGGAAGAUCUGCAGAGGGCAGCAGAGAGGCGUUCCCGAGGCCGCUCCUCCACGCUGGAGAAGGAGAGUUCACCUGAGAGUUCACCUGAGAGAGAGCAGCUGCAGGAGGCGCUGGCAGCCCUGGAGAAGGAGAAGAAGGGCAGAGAAGAUGUGGUAUCUGCUCUUGAGUACCAGACUUUGGGCAAAGAGGAGGCUCUGGCUUCUUUAGAGGAGGAGAGGAAGGCAAGGGAGGACGCCAUUGCCUCAGUUGGCGAGCUGAAGCUAGGCAAAGAUGAGGCGAUAGCAUCCCUCGAAAGAGAGAGUAAAGACAAAGAGGACGCCAUAGCAGCGCUUGCAGAAGUGAAGGAGGCGCUCGCUGCUCUCAGUAAAGAGAAGAGCGUCGUAGAGGAGGCUCGCUCUCUUCUGGAGACGGAGAGGAUGAAGACCAGCAGACUGGAAGAGGAGAGAGAGAAGAGGCAGCAGCAGGUUGACGCCCAACAACAGGAAGUCAUGGACCUGACUGACCAAGUGGAAGCUGUGCAGCGUCAGGUGACAAGUGAGAGGGAGAGAGCAGAUCACGCGUCAGUCCAGCUGGACGAACACUCGAAGCAGCUCCAGGUGAAGACUUCUCAGAUCCACGUCCUGACGCUGGAAGCUCGAAACCUGAAGCUGCAGCUGGAGACCUCCACAGCUUCGCCCGGCAGCGUCGGGGAUCUGCUGAGAGACGAGGUGUCGGUGCUCAGGAGGAACCUGGCUGACGAGAAGGAGCAAAAUGAGAACAAGCGCCUUCAAACACUUGAGUUAGAGCGUGAGCUGCAACAGGUGAAGGAACAGCUGGAGCAAUUUAACGAGAAGCUUCAUCAACAGCACAAAGUUGAAGAGCUGAGGAAGAAGCUUCAGGAGCAGGAAGUGAUGUCACAGCAGGCACUGGAUGAGCUGAGAUCUAAGCUUGAAUGUCAAGAGCGUUCCUCCAAAGAAGACAGACACGAGCUCCGAGCAAAAGUAGACGAACAAAGACAGGCCUCAGAAACACAGCUGGAGGAGCUGAGAUGCAAACUGAGUGAACAACAAGAAACUUCUGACAGAGUCUUAGAUGAUCUGAGGCUAAAGUUCAGCGAACAGGGGAAAACUGCAGAGCUGCUCAAGGCCGAACUGGAAGAGGCUAGGUCAAAGGUCACCGGUUCCUCCUGCUCUGAAGAAGAGGUCAAGAGGUUAAACUCUGAACUCCAGACAGAGGUGGCAGCCCUGAGAGAAAAGCUUUCCAACGUAGAAGAAGCUAAAGCGUCUGCCUCCGAAACCAAAGCUCCGCUCGCCUCUUCAGAGACUGAGACUGAAACGGACCUGGAGACGGAGAAGAGGGCGUCUGCAGAGCUGCAGAAGAAGCUGCUGGAGAAGGAGCUUCAGGUGAACGUCCUGCAGAAGAGCCUGCAGGAGGCAGUGGAGCGGCGGGAGGAGGAGCAGAUCCAGGCGGUCCAGGAGGCUCGCCGCAGGGAGGCGGAGCGACGCAGGGAGCUGCUGGCCGUGGCUCACGAGGCCAUCGCUCAGAAGGACCAGGAUCUGGAGAAGAAAGGCGGCGAGAUCGACAGGCUGAAGGAAAACGCGAAGCUGGACUCAGCGAAGGUGCAGAGCCUCGGCCUGGAGCUGCAGAGGAAAGAGGAGGACGUGUCGGAGCUCAGGGAGAAGCUGGCUGACUACAAGAAGCAGGUCCAGCAGGUCCAGAAGGAGAUUUCUGCGAUGAGGGAAGAGGUGAAGGUUUCCAGACAGAAGCUGACGGACACGGAGAAAACCAAGAAGCAGCUUCAGUCUGAUGUGGCCAACAGAGACCGAACCAUCCAGCAGCUCAAACUGGAACAGUCAUGUGACACAAAGUCUGACCAGACGCUCUACCAGAAGUCCUGUAAAGAGCUUGAAGACAAAGGGCGGGUGAUGGAGGACAUGCGUCUGGCUCUGACGGAGCAGGAGGAGACUCAGGCGCAGAUGGAAGACGUCCUGGAGCAGAAGCUGAACCUCAUCCAGGAACUGUCCGACGAAUUGGACAAACUGAAGGCGAUGUUGUUGCAACAGGACGGUGGAGCCGACGCCCACUUUGUGGUCGACAGCUCGUCACAUGACGUCCAACAGGCCAAACAGGAAGCUGCACAGGCUCAGGACAAACUUAAACUGUGUACAGACAAACACCAGGCCGACCGCAAGAAGUGGCUGGAGGAGAAGCUCUCUCUGAUUGGCCAAGCUAAAGAGGCCGAGGACAAGAGGAACCAGGAAAUGAGGAAGUUUGCCGACGACAGAGAACGUUACGCCCGCCAGCAGAACCAGAUGGGGGCGCUGUCGUCCCAGCUGACAGAGAAGGACCAGACCAUGGAGACAUGGAGGAAGGAGAGAGACACUCUGGUGGCAGCUUUGGAGGUUCAGCUCCAGAAACUUCUCUCCAGUCAGGCAGAGAAAGACAAACUCAUCCAAGAGCUACGGCUCAAAUCCCCACAGCCGCCACCAGAGUGUGAUGCUGGUGAUGGUGUCGGAGGUCAUGAUGGCGUCGGUGGUCGUGAUGGCGUCGGUGGUCAUGAUGGCGUCGGUGGUGUGGGCGUGGCAGAGCUGCAGGCGGCUCUGCGUGAGAGGGAGGCCGACAUCCAGCGCCUGAAGGAGGAGCUUAGAGCCUCCUCGGUCCCUCAGGACAAAAGCAGCGAGAGCCCUGCUACCGUGGCAGGGAAACCCCAGAGGGAAACCAUCAGAGAGUCAGAAGGACGGACCAGAGCGUCCGUGAGCAGCCAAGGCUCCGCUGGCUACCCAUCUGUUCUCGAUGCGUCUGAGAUCUCCACAGAAAACGGACGGACGAGCCGCUUCCCUCGGCCCGAGAUGGAAAUCUCCUUCAGCCCCUUGCAGCCCAACCGCAUGGCCCUGAGGCGCCAGGGGGAGGAGAGCGCCGUCACCGUCAAGAUCACCCGCUCGGCACGCAAGAGGAAGAGCGCAGAGAUGGAGAAGGAGCAGGUGGAGGCAGAUAACAGAAGGAACACAAAAACCAAACUGACGACAAAGCUGACGCCACACAAAGAGGAGGUCUCGUCCCCGGCGACUCGCGGCAGGAAGGAAGGGACGCUGCAGAAGAUCGGAGACUUCCUGCAGAGCUCGCCCACGCUGCUCGGCUCUAAAGCGAAGAAGAUGAUGAGUCUGGUGAACGGUCGGGUUGAUGCCUCCUCCUCUUCCUCCUCCUCUUCCUCCUCCUCCUCCUCCUCCUCCUCCCUCAGUCUGAGAGCAAACAAGAACAAGAAGAAGCUGUACAGGCCGGAGAUCUCCUCGCCCAUGGACAUGCCCUCACACCCAAUCAUCAGCCGAGAGCCGGUGGAGAGAGAGAGCGACCAUCAGAUCAUCAGGAGGCAUCUUCGCUCCAAGAUGAUGAAAUGAGGAACGCUCAGAUUCUAAAGAAUAGGAUCAGAAUACAGAAAGAGAAAGAUCGGAUCUGAACGGAGAGUCGCUGUUAGCAGUUAGCUUAGCAUAAAGACGGGAAGCUAACCUGGUUCAUAUCUCAGUCUUAAUUCACAGUUAAUUCCUUUGAUGAUCAAUAAUCAGCUGACUGAUGAUAAAAACAGUCAUUAAUUCUUCUUCACUUUAGACAACGUGCUGACUUUACUUUAAUGUGCAAUGAACCCUCGAUGUUCUCGUGUCGGAAGGAUUUUUCUCGAGAUUUGUUUUAAUCUGCUGUUACUUUAUAUUUAGUUUCAUAUAUUUUACUUUUCUGUUUGUUAAAAGAGGAGUUUUAUCUCGAUCUCGUGUGAAACCACUGAUUUAAGCUCCAUGUUGUGGAAGAGAAAUGGUUAAAAUCACUUAAGCUACAGUUCAGAAGUUCCCGCUGCACUUUAUCCCCGAGGUCAAGA
This is a messenger RNA of Limanda limanda (common dab), 6010 nucleotides long. RefSeq names its product kinesin-like protein KIF20B. Gene Ontology annotation, biological process: microtubule-based movement; mitotic spindle organization. The coding region runs from base 54 to 5540 and encodes 1828 amino acids. Gene Ontology annotation, molecular function: microtubule motor activity; microtubule binding; ATP binding. NCBI's taxonomy places the organism in Eukaryota, Metazoa, Chordata, Actinopteri, Pleuronectiformes, Pleuronectidae. The transcript is spliced from 34 exons. The record is from RefSeq and is a predicted model, not a curated record.